This is a messenger RNA of Racocetra persica, 248 nucleotides long. The record is from the annotation of a GenBank genome assembly. NCBI's taxonomy places the organism in Eukaryota, Fungi, Glomeromycota, Glomeromycetes, Diversisporales, Gigasporaceae.
CAGAUGAAAUAGGGGACAUACCGUUUACAUGUCCGAGUGAUUACUCUUAUAAAGUUGCAGCUAUUCGUACAGCUUGUAUAAUUCGUUCUGCAAAUUUAAUUGCUAUGUGGUCAUUUAUUUUAUUUGCCGUUCUUUGGCUUACAGUCGAUUGUUUAGGUGUAGUUUAUUGGGACGAAGAUGAUAUAAAACAGGAAGACAUUAAUAUCGAUAAAGCUCAAGAAAUUCUUUCACGUGAUAAGGCUGCUUGA